Molecule: messenger RNA, 907 nt
Organism: Lotus japonicus
Lineage: Eukaryota; Viridiplantae; Streptophyta; Magnoliopsida; Fabales; Fabaceae
Exons: 1
Coding region: 135-719 (194 amino acids)
Molecular function (GO): protein binding
Source: RefSeq, a predicted model, not a curated record
CCCAUAACAAAAAAUGAAACGGUUUGAAUUCCAAUAGCAUCAAAAUCGAAGCCCUAAAACCGAAACUGCCAACACAUUCCGACCCGAUUCGAAACGAUGGAGCACUGAAAACCCUCGAAGCCUUCACCACCACCAUGGCGAUCAUGACGCGGAAGCGCCGUCGUAUGAUCGACGACGCGGCAUCGGCAUCGGCAUCGACGGCGAGCGUCGUCCUGCCGGAGGAACUGAUGAUCGAAAUCCUGUCUAGGGUUGAGGUGAGCAAUCCAUUGCAAUUCCGGUGCGUGUGCAAGUUGUGGAAAUCGCUGGUGGUUGAUCCUCAAUUUGUCAAGAAUCACCUCCAUAGAUCGUUCACCGACAUCACCGAUCUCGCAUCCAAAGCCAUGGAUGACAUGAACGCGUUCGAGUCGCAGCUAAAUUACAAUUAUGCCCCUGUUCCGCCGCCACAACAACCACCGCAGAACGAUGAAGAAGAAGAGGAGGAAGAAGACGAAGAAGAAGAAGAAGAGAGGAAUUCUUUCUCAAACGAGGUGGCUCAGUUGGAUAAUCUCUUGCUGGUUGUUCGUUCUCUGAAAGGAAGCUUGGAAACAAUCAAGGUCGAUGUUCAAGCCAUCAAGGAGAGAAUGAAGUGCCUUCAAAGCUUUCUGCUAAUUUAUCUCAAGACAGCAAAGGCUUCUUCUUCUUCUGUUUCUGCUUCAGCUUCAUCCUCUCACUUUCUCUGAUCUGAUGAGGUUCAGUUUUUCUUUUUCUUUUUUGUCAAUGCUGCUGCAACUGCUGAAUUAUAAUUUAUCAACAAUCUAAUAUGGUUGCUCUUUUUUGCUCUUUGGUUUAAUCUGAAAUCAUGAUUAAGGAAAAUUAGUGUAAGUUAAUUAGUGAUUUUGAUGCUAUUGAUCAUGUUUUAGAGUGUAAA